UGGGACAACAGGAAACACUAAUAUCCAGAAAAUAAUCACUAAGUCUAGUUUUGCGUGGAAAAAGAAGAACAAUUUUCAUUACACUGUUCCAUAGAUAUAAUGACUUUCAUUCUUUCUUCAUAGAGUUGUUUCAAAGGAAAAUGAAGCCAACCCUCUUUCUGUGUUUGUUACUUGUUGGACUUCUUGCUGUUGUCCGUUGUCGUCAUGACCCUGACCACCACGAUGACUAUGAUGAUACAAAGCCCCAGGAACAUCAUCCCAAUGUUAAAGGAAAUCCUAAAAGCAAAACACCAGCUUGUUCCAAAAUAGCUCCCAGCAAUGCUGACUUUGCAUUUGCAUUCUACAAGCAGGUUACAUCAGAUGCAGUUAAGAAUAUUUUCUUCUCUCCUUUGAGCAUCUCCACUGCUUUAUCCAUGGUGGCUCUAGGUGCUAAAUCAACCACUCUGACUCAGAUUCUGGAAGGACUCGCCUUUAACCUGACAGAGAUUGAGGAGAAGGAGAUACAUGAAGGUUUUCGUGAUCUCAUUCACUGGCUAAACCGUCCUGACAGUGAGGUCCAGCUGAAUCUGGGAAAUGCUCUUUUUGUUGAUGAGAACCUGAUAUUGCUGCAGAAGUUUUCGGAAGACAUCAAAAGCUUGUAUGAAGCAGAAGCUUUUCACAGUAAUUUCCAGAAUUCUCCAGAGGCUGAGAAACAGAUCAAUGAUUAUAUAGAGAAGAAAACCCAUGGGAAAAUUGCCAACUUGGUCCAGGGUCUUGAUCCAUUCACUCUAAUGGUUCUUGUCAACUAUGUUUACUUUAAAGCCUACUGGGAACAUCCUUUCAGUGAUUUGCUCACUCAUGAAGCAGACUUUUUUGUGGAUGGGAAAACAACAGUUAAAGUAAAUAUGAUGACCCGAGAUGGAGAUUAUAACACUCACUAUGAUAAGGAGUUGUCUUGUCAGCUGGUGGAAAUACCUUACAAUGGAAAUGCUACAGCAUUAUUUAUCCUGCCUGAUGAAGGAAAAAUGAAGCAAGUGGAGGAUGCUCUGUUGAAAGAAACUGUGUCUAAAUGGGUAAAAUCACUUAAACAAAGAAGAAUAGAACUGUACAUUCCAAAAUUUUCUAUUUCGGGCUCCUAUGAUGUCAAAGAGAUAUGCAAGAGAUUGGGUAUGAUCGAUGUAUUCGAGGACCAUGCUGAUCUAUCUGGAAUCACUGAGAAUUCCAAGCUGAAGGUUUCAAAAGCUGUUCACAAGGCUCUGCUGAAUGUUCAUGAGAACGGCACUGAAGCAGUAGCAGUCACUGUCAUAGAAAUGGUUCCUACAUCUCUUCCUCCAGUCAUUCAAUUCAACAAGCCCUUUCUGAUAAUGAUUUUUGAUCGAAGCACCGACAGCUUGCUCUUCCUAGGGAAAAUUGUAAACCCUACUGAAAAAUAA
Messenger RNA from Chelonoidis abingdonii (Abingdon island giant tortoise), 1412 nucleotides. Its product is annotated as alpha-1-antitrypsin-like. Gene Ontology annotation, molecular function: serine-type endopeptidase inhibitor activity. The record is from RefSeq and is a predicted model, not a curated record. Lineage: Eukaryota; Metazoa; Chordata; Testudines; Testudinidae.